Messenger RNA from Melozone crissalis (California towhee), 2212 nucleotides. RefSeq names its product leucine zipper tumor suppressor 1 (gene LZTS1). Gene Ontology annotation, cellular component: dendritic spine. The coding region runs from base 121 to 1950 and encodes 609 amino acids. The record is from RefSeq and is a predicted model, not a curated record. Lineage: Eukaryota; Metazoa; Chordata; Aves; Passeriformes; Passerellidae. Gene Ontology annotation, biological process: regulation of synaptic plasticity; regulation of dendrite morphogenesis. The transcript is spliced from 4 exons.
GGCCGGCUCCGGGAGCCCCGCGGAGCCCCGCGCCGCGCCGAGGAGCCAGCGGCCACCCGAGGCUCGGCGCUCCCGGCCGCACCGCGGGCUCUGCUAUGAUCUGGCGGCGCUGGGAGCAGCAUGGGCAGCGUCAGCAGCCUCAUCUCCGGCCACAGCUUCCACAGCAAGCACUGCCGCGCCUCCCAGUACAAGCUCCGCAAGUCCUCGCACCUGAAGAAGCUCAACCGCUACUCGGACGGGCUGCUCCGCUUCGGCUUCUCGCAGGACUCCGGCCACAAGUCCGGCUCCAAGAGCAGCAAGAAUGAGGAUUUCUUUUACAUCAAGGUCAGCCAGAAGGCGCACGGCGCUCAGCGGCCGGACUACACCGCGCUGGGCGGCGGCGAGCUGGCCGUGCCCGCCGGGAGCGGCUCGCUGGACUUCGGGACGCCCACGCCGCAGAAGUUGAUGCCCUUCCCCAGCCAGCUGGAAGUGGGCGGGGAAAAGCCGCUGCCUCGUCCCACGGCCUUCAAGCCGGUGCUGCCGCGCUCCGGGGCCAUCCUGCACUCGUCCCCCGAGAGCGGGGGGCCUCUGGCCCAGCAGCUGCACCCCGCAGAGAAGGCCAAGGAGCAGGAGCUGCGGCCGCUGCCGUGCUCGGGGGGCCUGUCUGACUCCGGCCGCAACUCCAUGUCCAGCCUGCCCACGCACAGCACCAGCAGCAGCUACCAGCUGGAGCCGCUGGUCACCCCCAUGGGCCCCAUCAGCCGCUUCGGGGGCUCUGCCCACAACAUCCUGCAGUGUGCCAUCAUCCAGGACAGCAACAUGAUGAGCCUCAAGGCCAUGUCCUUCUCUGAUGGUGGCAACAAGAUCCUGAACCCCGGCAAGGCGCCCCAGCACCGCGCCGCCGCCGAGAAGAGCGCCUGCAUGCGCUCGCCCAUCGCCACGGAUGAAUCCACCAUCCAGGAGCUGGAGCAGAAGCUGCUGGAGAGGGAGGGCGAGCUGCAGGAGCUGCAGUCGAGCUUCGAGGAGAAGGAAAUCAGCUCCUGCCAGGCCUACGAGGAGAAACAGCGGCGCUGCAAGGAGGAGCUGGAGGGGCUGAAGCAGAAGUGCAACAGCAAACUCAAGCAAACCUCGCAGAAAACGCAGCGGACGCAGCAGGUGCUGCACCUGCAGGUGUUCCAGCUGCAGCAGGAGAAGCAGCAGCUGCGGGAGGAGCUGGAGAAACUCAUGAAGGAGCAGAACCUGCUGGAGACCAAGCUGAGGUCCUACGAGAAGGAGAAGACCAGCUUUGCCCCGGCGCUGGAGGAGACGCAGUGGGAGGUGUGCCAGAAAUCCGGCGAGAUCUCACUGCUGAAGCAGCAGCUGAAGGAGUCUCAGACCGAGCUCACCACCAAGACCACGGAGAUCCUGAGCCUGAAGGCGCAGCUGAAGGAGGUGAGGCUGAAGAUGGAGGGGCUGGAGAUGAAGAGCCAGGAGCUGGAGGUGUCGCUGCGCACCAAGGCCAUGGAGCUGGAGGUGUGCGAGAACGAGCUGCAGCGCAAGAAGAACGAGUCGGAGCUGCUGCGCGAGAAGGUGAACCUGCUGGAGCAGGAGAUCCUGGAGCUGCGCUCCGAGCUGGCCGUGCUGCGGGAGCAGCUCCAGGGGCUCCCCAGGCCGGGCGGGGACGAUGCCCAGGCCCUGCAGGGGCAGCUGGAGCGGCUGCGGGCCGAGCUGAAGGCAGAACGCGACAGCAACGAGCAGAUGAGCUGCAGCUUCCAGCACGAGCGGCAGACGUGGAAGGAGGAGAAGGAGAAGGUGAUCCACUACCAGAAGCAGCUGCAGCAGAGCUACCUGCACAUGUACAAGAGGAACCAGAGCCUGGAGAAGAUGCUGCAGCAGCUGGCGGCGGGCGAGGAUGGCAAGGAGCCCAUCGAGCUGGAGAUCCCCGGCGGCACCGACGUCCCCUACGAGGACAUCAUCGCCACCGAGAUCUGAGUCACCAGGGGAGCUGUCCCCUCCCCGUCGUGCAGUGUCCCCCUGUCCUUGCGCCGCCCGUCGUGUUCCAGAGGUGACCAAGCCACUCGUGCCAACGGUGACGUGCUCGCAGCUCCCCCAGCCUGGCACUGCCCCCUCUGCCCCCGGGCAGGGAUCAGGACUCCAGGGAAUUCUCUGCCAUCCGUGCCCAGCGCCCAGGGGAUGCUCUGCUCCAGGCUGGGGGGACACAGCCUGACCCUGCUCCAGGGAUGGCACAGCUCAA